AUGGCACGUGCUGCGGUGAUCCCACAAUCCCCUGCAAAACGGGUACGAACUUCAACUAAGUCGACAGCUGCUGCCGACGCGAAGAGGAAAGCUCCCCGAAAAGCAACACCAGCACCACGAACUGCACCUCCGGCUCUCGAUGUUGAGUCCGACGAUGAGCUGGAAUGUAUCACAAGUAAACCCGCCAAACCCAGCGUACGCCCUUCUGUCCGCCCGGCUAUCAAACCCAGAGUGACCGCGACUGCGAUUGCCCGAGGAAAGAAGGCUUUGGAGUCUCUCGCCGAAAGGUCAAAAGCUCAAAAGAUCACCGGCGAAGAUGGACUAGGACAGCAAACUGAGGCGCCUAAAAAGCGUGUCGGACGACCGAGGAAAAAUCCGUUGCCCGCAGAAGCUGCUGCGCCCAAGCCCGAGGCCGCACCGAAGACCAGAGGACGACCAAGAGCGGGAACAACAACGAAGGCCCCUCAGCUUCAAACGGCGGCUACAAGCAGGCGGACGCGAGCGGUGGUUGAUACAGCGAUUGAGACGAAACCGAACCAAAUUAGAAUUGCGACCAACUCGACAACUAUGCGAUCAAAUCUUCUGCGUGGGCCCGCCAAGAAGAAGACAGUGAAAUUCCAGGAUGUCACUGAUUCCGAAGCCGAGGAAACUGAGCCCGAGGUUCCUGCUGUCGGCCGUCGACGAGUAGCGACCAAGGCCACGAGCGGUGCCAAGGCCGGCCUUGGAGCAUCUGCAGUUCGGAAGCCUGUGACAACCGGUACUCGGGGAAGGAAGCCAGCUGCAGCGAAGAAGGAUGCGACUCAACCAUUAUCUCCCAAGAAGGCCAAGCAGGUAGCCAAGUCUCUAUCAGCAUACGCAAGCUCCGAUGGAGAAGAUGAUGAAUUGAACACCAUCAAGGAUGACAACGCCGAUCCGCUCAGACUCGUUGUUCACUCGCCUGUCAAGCACGGCUCGGAGAAUACGGGACUGAGCUCUCCUGUGCGGAGAAUCAACUUUACUCCCAAGAAGGCAUCGAGCUUCAUUGACGAAAAUGGCGAACCUAAACUACCAACACCAAAACACGGGUCAGACAACAUCGGGCUUAGCUCACCAGUCAGAAAAAUCAACUUUGCCCCGAACCGCAGCCAAAACACAGUCGCAGAUAAUGGCCACCUCGCUCUUCCGCCUGGAAAUUCAAUUGAUUCUAUGUUCAUGUCUAGCCCUGCGAGACGACCACCGCCAUCAUCUCCCUUCCUGUUCUCCAUCAGAGAGACCCCGAAUCGUGGAGGUUCCCUCUUCCGGGAUAGCGUGAACCCGAUUCCCGCACCUGAUUUCACACCCGGACGCACUUCUCCACUAAAGAUGUCACCUAAGAAGGGAUUUUUGGGAGCUUCCUUUUCGCAGUCGCCAUUCAAGGCCUCUACGUCGGUAGCCCCUGCUCGAACUCCUCUGUUUCAAAGCCCCGCAAAGAGAAUAGCCUCUCCAUUCAAAAACUCGAUAUUCUCUGCAUAUGCAUCUGUGGGCACCUGUCAACCAACAGACAAUGAUGGUACCCCCUCCAAGGUGGCUGAACUCGCACAAUCUACAACCCCCAAGUCGUCGCCAAGGGAAAGCCAAUCCGAGGCGGGCUUUGAACGAGACUCUGAAAUGGUUGAGGAUGUGGCUCGAGAUAUUUUUGGCAUUGAGCUAUCUUCUGAUGGAAAGCCAUCAUCGAUUUCUCCAAUUCAAAAAGAUAUUACUGCCUCAGAGGUUGCCCAACACUCAUUUGAUGAUGGAAACACCUACUCUCUCACUGCGGAGAUGGAGACCGAAGGUGACUUGGACUUGGAAUUAGAUGACAGUGAACAUCUUCAGCAUAAUGUCCAGCUCGAGUACGACGAGCCUGAAACGAUUUGCUUCGACGUCAUGGAAGAGGCCAAUCUGGCAACGGAGGACUGUUAUGACCAAGAGCCCCAGGAAGACUCGGGCGCAGGAGUUGGAGGACAACUUGAAGAGCAGGCUCAAUUCGACCACGAAGAAGCCGACACUAUUUGUUUCGAUGCCAUGGAAGAGGCCAAUAUGGCAGCGCAUGAUCUCGAUGACCAACAAGUCCAGGAAGCUUCAGACCUAGAAGAAGGGGAGGAUCUUCAAGAGGAGAGCGAAUUUGAGUACGAAGAGCUCGACACAAUUCGUUUUGAUGCUAUGGAGGACGCCCAAACCGAAGCGCUUGAUCCUCAUAAUCAACAAGUCCAGGAGGCUUCAGACCCAGAAGACGAGGAAGAUCUUCACGACAACAAUGAAUUAGAGUCUGAGGAGCUUGAAACAAUUUGCUUUGACAUUAUGGAAGAUGCACACCUUGCGGUGAAUGACAUGCAUGAUGGAGAAGGUCAAGUGACAGACUCAGUCAUGGAGGACACGAAUGACCCUGAAGAAGAGCUUGCGGUACUGGAGAGCGAGAUCGAGGAGGAAGAGUCUCAACAUUUUGAUAUUGGAUUGCAGGCUCAGGAAUUGACACCGGAACCCUCGCAGUUUACGGAAAUACAAGAAAUGAACAUGACAGAGCAGCCGAAUGAACUUUCUCUGCUCUCCAGGUCACCAUUGGGUUCAAUUUAUCGUGAUGAAGCCCAGCCAGUUGUUGAAAUGGGUCAUGCCUUGGCAAGUGAAGGUGAAUGGCAACAAGAGGAGGAAGAAGCCAAUCAUUAUCCUGAGGAAGAGGAACAUGUGAUGGGUGAGGAGAGCGAGGUGGAAGACGCCGAGUCUACUACACUGGCUGCGCCUGGAUCUGUUACAAUCUCACCAAAGCCUGCUUUGCCACAUGAGAGCAAGAGUCUUGAGGACAUUGCAACGCCGCCUCAAGGGACUCACGCGAUUACUUCACUACAGCCGACUCCCACAGGCGGUGAAUCUACUCCCUUGUUUUUGGAUCGCCCAGACGACUCAAAGAAUGAUCAUGACUCCACCCUCGAUGCCAAGAAUGCCAAUAAUGUGAUCAUUGGCACGCCCCUGCAUGAAGAAAAUAGCUUGGCGCCAAACAAUCAGGUUGAUAGCCCUGUAUUAAUGGCACCAAGUCUCUUCAACACACCAAGUGCUGUUGAUCAGCACCAGUCCCCUGCCAAGGCUAGCUUGGGUUUUACGCCAUUGGCACAAAAGUUUGGCCGCUGGGAACAAAAUACGCCUUCUCAAGCUAGAUCACUCCGACCGCGCCGACGUGGUGUUUUCUCGUUAGUCGGCCCCUUGGACCGCAGCAACACCGAGACUCCUACGAAUUCUGAUACUGUGUCGUAUCCUAAUUUGCCAAAAAGUCCUUUGGCCCAGACCCCCUCUUUGUUUGCCGAAUUGCCGCUUCAGCCCCAAAGCGAUGCUACCUGCGUGAGUCCUGAGUAUGAGCGGACUCCACGGCCAUCUUCCAUCUACGAAGAUCACCAAAUAAUUGACUCGCCAAGGAUAACCACAGAUAUCUUUGAGGAUCUUGACCUGGAAAUCAGUGAAGCGGAGCAGACUUCUGCCGCCGAAGCCCCGCAAGAUCAGGGCCAAGAGUUUGAUUUACUCGAUGACAAAGAGAAUUGUGGUCCGGUUUUGCCGUCAACACCAAUGAAGGCUCCAAUCCGACUCGAUGAGUUACGCACCAUUCAUACAGUGUCAAAAGUGCCUUUGAAAGCGGCAGGCGACGUGUCACCUCUUAAGCUGUCUCGCAAGAGAGGUCUAUCCCUCUCAAGCACAUCGCCCACUCGGUCUUCUCCGCGUAUUCGCAAGCCAGCAUUUAUGGCACUCAAUGACACUGCGCCAAUUCUGUCUCCCUCCCGGAAAGCCCCCCGGGUGAGCAGAAGUCCAACACCAAAACGCCGCUCGAUAAGUGGGAGACGCAGUAGCGUAAAAGCACCAGUGAUGGCUGCGCCUAGUACUCCUGCCACAACCGCUAGUCCUUCUAAGAAGCCACGUCGUAGCAUCAGCACUGAGCAGAAGGCUCUGCAUGGAGCAGUCGUGCAUGUGGAUGUUCAUACCACCGAGGGCGAGGAUGCCUCUGGUAUCUUUGUGGAACUUUUGCAGCAAAUGGGGGCCCGAUGUGUGAAGUCCUGGUCCUGGAACCCUCGGUCCAGUCUCUCGCCAGUUGAUGAUGUAGAGCCCAAAGACUUCAGAGUUGGCAUAACCCAUGUUGUGUACAAAGAUGGUGGUCUGCGGACUAUGGAGAAAGUAAAGAAGGCAGCGGGUCUUGUCAAGUGUGUUGGGGUCGGCUGGGUUCUCGAUUGCGAACGGGAAAACCAAUGGCUCGAUGAAACCCCAUACGCGGUUGACAGCUCUAUCAUUCCACGUGGAGGCGCCAAGCGCCGUAAGAGUAUGGAGCCUCGUGCACUCAGUAAUGUGAAUGGUACGCUCGUGCGCAUUUCCGAAUCUCCCGCGCCAUCUCCCGGCGGUCGUCGCAGUGGCGUCAACCCCGGUGCCGUUGAGGGUUUCCGGAAGAUCACACCCCCGACCCACCAGCAGAAGAUGCCCUCCACACCACCUCAACAAUCUGCUGCUGAUAGCUAUCAAUUCCCUGCCACUCCAGGAUAUAACUUUUCCAACCUCGAUGCCAUUGGCAUGUCACCCGCUACACCGGGAUUCCUUGGGAAUCGCUCCAAGCUUGUCCAGCAAUCUUGCCCACCAAAGCAGAGCAACCGAGGUUUGUUCCCGAGUGCCAAGCCUUCCAGUAUCCUGCUAGACGAUGGCCAAGACGAGGAAUCUCGGAGGCAGCGCCGCUUCCGUAUGGAAGCUGCCAGACGCAAGAGUCUUGUAUACAAGCCUGCUGUCGGUAGCCCUCUUGUACCUUGA
Molecule: messenger RNA, 4767 nt
Organism: Penicillium coprophilum
Lineage: Eukaryota; Fungi; Ascomycota; Eurotiomycetes; Eurotiales; Aspergillaceae
Exons: 2
Coding region: 1-4767 (1588 amino acids)
Biological process (GO): mitotic cell cycle
Source: RefSeq, a predicted model, not a curated record